UGCAUAUAUUUUGAAACCAAUGAUAAAAUAAAGCUAGAAAAUAAACAAAUCUCAGUUUCUCACCGUCCACUUCCUCAUCUCCAGCAGUUCCAACCACUUCUUUUGCUCACUUUUUUUCCCUUGGGAUUCUCCAAGUCAACCUGCAGCCUAACACUACUACUCUAUAUAACGACAGAUCCCUCUCAAUGUAACUGGAAGCUCAAACUUUCUCUUCAAAACAUACAGACAAACCAGUGCAACUGAAAGCUUAAACUUUCCCUUCUCUUUUCUCUUUUCUCUCUGUUUUUUUUAUUGGAGUUAUAUACAGCUGAUGGAUAAUAGUGAUGAAGUUCCAUCAGCUCCUUCGACUCCUGUAACACCAGGGACUCCUGGUGCCCCUCUCUUUGGCGGGUUCAAGCCAGAUCUCAGAAGUAGUGGGAUUGGUAGGAAAUCCCUCCUCAGGAGCUGCAGCAGCUGCUUUACUGUUGAUCCUUGGGCUUUGGAAGAUGGCACAUUGCAGCCUAAAGUUUCCUGUGCACUGCCUUACCCUCCUGUCUCACUUGCACGAAAGGUGGGAGCUGAAUUCUUAGGCACUUUCAUACUAAUAUUUUCUGGGACAGCCACGGCCAUAGUGAACCAAAAGACACAAGGGUCAGAGUCUCUGCUCGGCCUUGCAGCCUCCACCGGUCUCGCUGUCAUGAUUGUCAUUCUCUCGACAGGCCACAUUUCUGGGGCCCAUCUCAACCCCGCAGUCACCAUUGCCUUUGCUGCGCUGAAACACUUCUCGUGGAAACAUGUGCCAGUAUAUGUGGGAGCACAAGUUGCGGCGUCAGUUUGUGCUGCGUUUGCGUUGAAGGCGAUAUUUCAUCCAAUCAUGGGCGGUGGAGUGACAGUUCCUUCAGGGAGUUGGAGCCAGGCUUUUGCCUUGGAAUUCAUGAUUAGUUUCAACCUCAUGUUUGUUGUUACUGCUGUCGCCACCGACACUAGAGCAGUUGGAGAGUUGGCGGGAAUCGCGGUGGGAGCAACUGUCAUGCUUAACAUACUCAUAGCUGGACACGAGGAGAUACACACAUCGGGAUCCCUGUUUAUUCACAACGAGGAAACAACAGGAGCUUCAAUGAACCCAGUGAGAACGUUAGGGCCAGCCAUAGCUGCAAAAAAUUACAAAGCCAUAUGGGUCUACCUCACUGCACCAUUUCUUGGGGCGCUCUUUGGGGCUGGAACCUAUACGGCUGUCAAGCUGCCUGAAGAUGGUGAUGGUAUUGAAAAGCCUUCACCAAGGAGCUUCAGAAGAUGACUGAUCGACAUUCUCAUCAGGCCUGCAUCAAUCAUCCAGAAGCUCGGAUAAGGACAUAAUGCAGAUGGUGUCGCAAAGGGAAGUGGGAGAAAGUACAGUUGCAUGAUGAUCUCUGGCGGGUACAUACAUAUAUAGUACAAAUGAAAUAGUCUGUAUCGAUAAUUUGCCAAGACACGCAUUCUCUCCCGUCCCACUCCAACAAAUAAGAAAUUUAAAAAGUACAAGAGUAUAAAUAUGAGAAUUGACCCCCUUUUUUGGUAAAAUGGGGGCAUAUGAGAUUGACAUAUUGUGGUCCUUUCUUAAUAUAUAAGGUUUGCGAAAAAAGAGCUUUCGAGGAGUUCAAGCAUGUUACUUUCAA
Molecule: messenger RNA, 1634 nt
Organism: Malus domestica (apple)
Lineage: Eukaryota; Viridiplantae; Streptophyta; Magnoliopsida; Rosales; Rosaceae
Product: aquaporin NIP6-1
Biological process (GO): transmembrane transport
Cellular component (GO): membrane
Molecular function (GO): channel activity
Source: RefSeq, a predicted model, not a curated record